Messenger RNA from Actinia tenebrosa (Australian red waratah sea anemone), 2103 nucleotides. RefSeq lists its product as uncharacterized. The record is from RefSeq and is a predicted model, not a curated record. Lineage: Eukaryota; Metazoa; Cnidaria; Anthozoa; Actiniaria; Actiniidae.
UUCUACGUUUUGCGAAAUAAAAACGUUAAACUUAAUGCCAUUUCCUUUCCCCCCGUAUUGCUACUGAUUGAAGAACUGUACACACCGACGCAUCUCAGCUCACACUAGUUUUUAGCUAACUUAUAUCUUCCUCUAGCCGUCUUGUAUUUGGUCUGUCUGUCUGUCUUGAAUACUGUCACUGUUGACUGACCAAUCAGAGCCAAGCGUUCCCCAGACAAUACCAUGCAUUUACUACAAUUAUGUUUCGCAAUUAAUCCAAAUUACCCUGGAGACAGUAAUUGUUUAGCAGCUUAGGACCACGACAACCGAGAUCUACUGCUGUUAUUGAUAACUAUCCACGUAUUAAAUGAAUUAGAACGAAAAUAUCGUAGGGUAGAACACGAAGAUCGUUGGAUAAUCUUUUUCUUAUUGUCGAAGAAGACUUGAACAACAAGAGCAAGCGAGAUGCCUGAAUCACACACUAGACCAAAGUCAAGUUAUUUUAGGACAUCCCUGAAACAUGAACUUGUGCGACAAGAUAUUGAUGAAAAGUGGAAAAGAGUCGUGAUGACUCCUACAGGAAUCAAGAUUAUUCGAAUACAGCCGACAAUAAACAAUGACUCUCUGCUCAAGUACCAGUCUCGGCCAGGAACCUCGUCCUCUCUCAGAGGGUCCUUAUCUCCAAGGCAUACGUCAACCCCUACCAAAGGAAGGACCAUUUCACCAGUACCCCCUUCACAAAGCCGACCAGGUACUUCAACGCCGAAGAACAAUGGAAGGGCUAUGUCAGCCUCAUCUAUGAGGUCCACGGGGACACAAACAAGUCUUGAAGGCACUGUUCCUCGUACUGGUCUUGUUCUAGAGAAGCCCCCAGCACCAGCCGUCAGACCAGGCUCGUCCCGGAGCACCCAAAGUGCUACCUAUAAUUCUAGAAGCCAGUCAUGUCAGCCUCCUCACAUGUACAUGAACGAUAACCUGCGACGAGCUGCCAAGCACAACCGCCCAGCAAGUCAUGUUCACUCGUGUGGAAUAACCGAAGACCUCACGAACAAACAACCUACGAGCCCGAGACGAUUCGACGGCACAGUCGUAACGCUACCGAAGUUCGUGAAGGGGAAUGAAUUUUUAACUCACGAGGAUUUAUCGAUUGGUCAAAAGCAGUACAUCUGGGGAAUUGCACGGAUUUAUUCUGUGUCUAAUAUGAUACAGUUGAAACAGAGACAGUAUCAAAGUUUGCUUGAUUAUGACUUUAACCGUAGAAUUCAGAACAAGGACUUGAAGGAACAUGAGAGAAAGAAAGAGUGGAGGGAAUAUAUACGAUACUCGAAGUUCAUCAAGAGACAAGAUCUGCGCAUUCCACGUGCGGGCAGACAACAAGGCUCCCCUGCCACCCCAUGUGAGGAGGUAUCUCAUAUUCACCGUCACGUAGUCAAAGGUUGGACAACGAACCCUCAUUCAGAUGCAGCAUACCGACAUGACAAACAAGAAAGGGGUAGAGAACAAAAAGAAGAAGACGAAGAAGCUGUACGUAGGUUACCAGAUGAGAGCGAUACAGAGACUAGUUCACCUGAUACGAUGUCUGGACGGUACGAAGUGGUACUCCUUAAGACACCAAAAGAUACAUCUGAGGAUGAAAAAACGAGCAAACAAGAAGAACAAAUUUCAGAAUCAGCUGAUUCACCACGAAACGAGGAAAAAGAUGAGGACGCAGACGUUGAUAAAACUGGCGCUACCAGUGAGCUCUUAUCCGAAGGAGAAGAAAGCAACUAUCUAUAAAUAUAAAUGAGGAUGGUUUCUUCAGGAUAGCUUGAUUUCGCAUUAGUUAGAGUUUCUGAAUUCUAGUAUUUCAUUUUUUAAUAGGAUACUUUGCAAUUUUGAUAAGAUAUUUUGAUAAGAUAUUUUGUAAUUUUUAUAUUUAAAGUGAACCUUGUGAUAUGGAAAUUAAUCAUUAGAUUAUUUAUAUUCUUAAUUGGUUUUGGAGUGAACGAGUAUAGCGAGUAUAUAUAACCAUUCACCUUCACAGAGCCUGCGCUUUUACCAGCCAGCGGAAGGCAAAAGCGCAGGCUCUGGAAAUGAGAAUAUAGUAUCCAUAAUACAUGUUGAUUAAAAGUUUUGUUUUCAAAA